AUGCCCUUCCUGAAAGCCCUGACCAUUGCCGGCUCGGACUCGAGCGCCGGGGCCGGGAUCCAGGCGGACCUGAAGACCUUUGCCGCCCUGGGCAUUUACGGCACUUCGGCCGUUACCGCGGUGACGGCUCAAAACGCCCGCCGGAUCGAUGCCCUGACCUGCCUUCCGGUGAACCUGGUGGUCUCGCAAAUCCUGUCGGUUCUUUCCGACAUCGGAGCCCAGGCCGUCAAGACCGGGAUGCUGGGAAGCCCCGAAAUCAUCCAGGGCGUGGCCUCGGCUCUCAGCCGCUAUCCCCGCAUCCCGCUGGUGGUGGAUCCGGUCAUGGCAGCCACCAGCGGCGCCGCCCUCCUUCAAGAGGGCUCGCUGGAGGUGCUGCGCCGCCGGCUUUUACCCCUGGCUCGAAUCGUUACCCCCAACCUGCCGGAAGCCGCCGCGCUGGUCGGAAAGCCACUGCAGGACGAAUCCGACUGCAUCCGGGCCACCCGGGAAAUCCAUGCCAUGGGGCCCCGGUGGGUCGUCCUGAAAGGCGGCCAUCGUCCUGUCAUCGAGUCCGGUCCGGCGGGCGCCAGGGAAGUGGUCGACCUGGUCUACGACGGCAGGGAGCUGCACAGGGUCAGCGGACCCUAUCUCCAGGGAGGUCCCAAACAGGGCACCGGGUGCACCUUUUCGGCCGCCAUUGCGGCCUUCCUGGCCAAGGGGCGCUCGGAGCUGGAGGCGGUGCGGGCGGCCCGGGAGUAUUUGAGCCGGGCCUGGCGGCACUCCGGCGAGCCGGGCCAAACCGCCGGUCCGCUUCACCAUUUCUACGAAUUCUGGCCGAAAUCCGACGAUGGUUGA
Geodia barretti is the source of this 834-nucleotide messenger RNA. The record is from the annotation of a GenBank genome assembly. Lineage: Eukaryota; Metazoa; Porifera; Demospongiae; Tetractinellida; Geodiidae.